This is a messenger RNA of Copidosoma floridanum, 765 nucleotides long. RefSeq names its product iron-sulfur cluster co-chaperone protein HscB-like protein, mitochondrial (gene Hsc20). Lineage: Eukaryota; Metazoa; Arthropoda; Insecta; Hymenoptera; Encyrtidae. Gene Ontology annotation, molecular function: ATPase activator activity; protein-folding chaperone binding. Gene Ontology annotation, cellular component: mitochondrion. Gene Ontology annotation, biological process: [2Fe-2S] cluster assembly; protein complex oligomerization. The record is from RefSeq and is a predicted model, not a curated record.
AUGUAUUCGCAAAUGAUACGUGCUUCCUCGAUUGUUUGGAGAAAAUAUUUUGUCUACUCAAUCGCAAAUGCCAGUCAACGCCUUAAAAUACAAUCGUUAGCGAAACAACCCAGGAAAGUUACUCCCUGGAUUGCUCAGCAGGAAUGUCUGUCUCAUGGUAGCGACUGUCCACCCAAGUGCUGGCAAUGUGAUUUUCCCCACAAAUCUGAAUUGUUUUGCUCUAAAUGCAAGGCCUUGCAAAAACUGCCCAAGGAUCUAAACUAUUUUGACAUUAUUGGAGUUAAAAAGGACUUUGACAUUGUGACUGAUGAAGUGCAAAAAAAGUACAGACAACUGCAAAACCUCUUGCAUCCGGAUAAGUUUGGCCAGAAAUCAGAUAAAGAAAAAGAGAUAUCAGAAAACUUGUCAGCUCUAGUCAAUAAAGCUUACAGUAUUCUGAUUUCUCCAUUAGACAGAGGUUUGUACAUGCUCAAGUUGCACAACGUCUCUAUACCCGAAGAAACAACUAGCUUAGAACCUGAAUUCCUGAUGGAAAUCAUGGAGAAUAAUGAGCAAGUGGAAGAGGCUGCUGAAGAUAAAGAAAAAGCUUUGGAACUCUUGAAGAAAAACAGAGAAAUUUUAGACUCACUAAUAAAACAAAUUUCUACAUCGUUUCGUGAAGAAAAUAUUGAUGAAGCUAAAAAGCUUUUGAUUAAGAUGAAAUAUUACAUCAGCAUAGAGAGCAGAUUAAAAAUAUUAAAGCAAACUCUAGGCAUUGUAGAAUAA